GUAAUGCGCAUGCUCGGCUGAAAUCCGGGCAACUGCGUACGGGUUUUAGGAAAAGUGCAUGUGCAGUAGAACCGCUUGAUAGGGAGGAGAAAAAGGAAGAUCGCUGAGUUCUUAGUCGUGGCCUCGGCAGCCUUGGUAUUUGUCUCUUCUAUAGAGGGGAUCUAUCUUAUCCUGUCCACUCCCACCAUGGGGGAUGUCAAGAAUUUCCUGUAUGCCUGGUGUGGCAAGCGGAAAGUCACCCCAGCAUAUGAGAUUCGUGCUGUGGGCAAUAAGAACCGACAAAAAUUCACAUGUGAGGUUCGUGUGACAGGCUUCAACUAUAUUGGUAUGGGCAACUCCACCAACAAGAAAGAUGCCCAGACCAAUGCUGCUAGAGACUUUCUCAAUUACCUUGUUCGGGUGAAUGAAAUCAAGAGUGAAGAAAUUCCAGCUUUCGGAGUAGGAGCUAUGGCUGCUCCUGGAGGAGGCAUUGCUGGAGCAGCAGAAGGUGGAGAUGGAUCUGAUGUUCCUUUGGGAGGCCCUGCUCCUCCUCAUCUGACUCUAAAAGCGGAAGUGGAUGGUGGUCCUCCUCCUGGGAGUGGAAGCUCUGGAUAUGGUGUAGCUCAGUGGGACCGUGGAGCCAAUCUGAAAGAUUACUAUUCCAGGAAGGAGGAGCAAGAGGCCCAUGCAACUUUGGAAUCAGAAGAAGUAGACUUAAAUGCUGGCCUUCAUGGGAACUGGACCUUGGAGAAUGCCAAGGCACGUUUGAAUCAGUUUUUCCAAAAGGAGAAGAUCCAAGGAGAAUACAAAUACACUCAAGUGGGGCCUGAUCACAACAGGAGCUUUAUUGCAGAAAUGACUAUUUAUGUCAAGCAGCUGUCCAGAAGAAUUUUUGCGCGUGAGCAUGGCUCUAACAAAAAGUUGGCAGCACAGUCCUGUGCACUUUCUCUGGUCAGGCAGCUCUAUCACUUGAGCAUCAUUGAGCCCUAUUCUGGGCAGACAAAGAAGAAGGAAGGUGAAUCGGUAGAACCUUAUGAAGUCAACCUCACUUCUGACUUGGAAAAUCAGCUGCAAAGUCUCAUAGAAGAGAUGUGUCUUGAAAUUGUACCACCGCCUUCUGAUCCCAGCUGUCCUGCUGUACUUAACAUAGGGAAGUUGGCCCACUUUGAGCCAUCCCAAAAACAGAAUCAAAUGGGGGUUGUGCCCUGGUCACCCCCUCAAUCCAACUGGAAUCCAUGGACCAGCUGCAAUAUUGAUGAGGGUCCUCUGGCAUAUGCCACACCAGAGCAAAUAAGCAUGGACCUAAAAAACAACCUCACAUAUCAACUGGAAAAUGAUCAGGAGUUGCAGAAAAUUCUUCAAGAGAGGGAUACCCUACCAGUGAAGAAGUUUGAGCGAGAGAUUCUGGAUACCAUCCACCAAAAUUCUGUUGUAAUCAUCCGUGGGGCCACAGGUUGUGGCAAAACUACACAGGUUCCCCAGUACAUUUUGGAUGAAUAUGUCCAUAAUGGAAGAGCUGCUGAAUGCAGCAUUGUUGUGACUCAGCCCAGGAGGAUCAGUGCUGUUUCUGUGGCAGAACGGGUCUCUGCCGAGAGAGGAGAAGAACCUGGAAAUAGCUGUGGCUAUAGUGUCAGAUUUGAAUCCAUGCUUCCCCGACCUCAUGCCAGUGUGAUGUUCUGCACAGUAGGUGUUCUCUUGAGGAAGUUGGAAGCAGGGAUCCGUGGAAUUAGUCACGUUAUUGUGGAUGAGAUCCAUGAGAGAGACAUUAAUACUGACUUCCUGUUGGUGGUUCUGCGUGAUGUUGUUCAGGCCUACCCUGAGAUCAGAGUCAUCCUCAUGUCCGCCACCAUCGAUACCAGCAUGUUCUGUGAAUACUUCUUUAAUUGCCCCAUCAUUGAGGUCUUUGGCAGAACCUUCCCAGUUCAAGAGUAUUUUCUAGAAGAUUGCAUUCAGAUGACUCAUUUCAUUCCUCCACCAAAAGACAAGAAGAAGAAAGAUAAAGAUGAAGAAGGUGGUGAAGAUGAUGAUGCCAAUUGCAACCUUAUCUGUGGUGAUGAAUAUGGCCCAGAAACAAAACGCUGCAUGGCCCAGCUGAAUGAGAAGGAAACCCCCUUUGAGCUAAUUGAGGCCCUGUUGAAGUAUAUUGAGACCCUGAAUGCUCCAGGAGCAGUCCUCAUCUUCUUGCCUGGCUGGAAUCUGAUAUAUACCAUGCAGAAAUAUCUGGAAAUGAAUCCACACUUUGGAAGCCAGCGGUAUAGAGUCCUUCCUCUGCAUUCCCAGAUUCCUCGAGAGGAACAGCGCAAAGUGUUUGAUCCUGUGCCCAAUGGAAUGACCAAGGUAAUUUUAUCCACCAACAUUGCAGAAACUAGCAUUACCAUCAAUGAUGUUGUCUAUGUUAUUGACUCUUGCAAACAAAAGGUGAAACUGUUCACUGCUCACAACAACAUGACCAACUAUGCUACCGUGUGGGCUUCAAAAACUAACCUGGAGCAGCGUAAAGGACGUGCUGGUCGUGUCCGUCCUGGCUUCUGUUUCCAUCUCUGCAGCAGAGCUCGAUUUGAAAGGCUUGAGACUCAUAUGACUCCUGAGAUGUUCCGAACACCACUGCAUGAAAUCGCUUUGAGCAUCAAAUUGCUGAGGCUGGGAGGGAUUGGACAGUUCCUGGCCAAAGCUAUAGAGCCACCCCCUUUGGAUGCAGUGAUUGAAGCAGAGCACACGCUCAGAGAGCUUGAUGCGCUGGACUCCAAUGAUGAACUGACACCUCUUGGGCGAAUUUUAGCUAGACUCCCCAUUGAACCUCGCCUUGGGAAAAUGAUGAUUAUGGGGUGUACUUUCUAUGUGGGAGAUGCUGUAUGUACCAUCUCUGCAGCCACCUGCUUUCCUGAACCUUUCAUCAGUGAGGGGAAGAGGCUGGGCUAUGUCCACAGGAAUUUUGCUGGAAACCGGUUUUCUGACCACGUGGCCCUGCUCUCAGUCUUCCAAGCCUGGGAUGACGCACGAAUGGGCGGAGAAGAUGCAGAAAUACGGUUCUGUGAGCACAAGAGACUCAACAUGGCAACACUCAGAAUGACUUGGGAAGCCAAAGUGCAGUUGAAAGAUAUUCUUGUCAACUCUGGCUUCCCUGAAGAGUGUUUGAUGACCCAAAUAUUUAACAAUACUGGACCAGAUAACAAUCUGGAUGUUGUUAUUUCUUUGCUGGCCUUUGGCUUGUACCCUAAUGUUUGCUACCACAAGGAGAAGAGGAAGAUUUUAACCACUGAGGGGCGCAAUGCCCUCAUUCACAAAUCUUCUGUCAAUUGCCCUUUCAGCAGCCAGGACAUGAAGUACCCUUCUCCAUUCUUUGUUUUUGGAGAAAAGAUCAGGACACGAGCCAUUUCUGCUAAAGCAAUGACCUUAGUGAGCCCUUUGCAGCUGCUUCUGUUUGGCUCAAAGAAAGUCGUGUCUGAUGGAGAGAUUAUUACGUUGGAUGACUGGAUCAAAUUGCAGAUGCCUCACAAUGCAGCUGCCUGUAUCACUGCCUUGCGUGCAGGCAUGGAAGCUCUUGUUGUGGAAGUGACUCAGAAUCCUGAAAUCAUCAGUCAGCUAGACCAGAUGAAUGAACGCAUGCUGAAUAUAAUUCGGCAGAUCUCUAUACCAUUAGCUGCUGGCAUCAACCUUUCAGCAGGCCAUACAAGGUAUGGUGAUGGACCCCGUCCACCCAAAAUGGCUCGAUAUGACAAUGGAGGUGGCUACAGAGGAAGAGGUGGUGGUAGCGGCUAUCGGGGUGGAUAUGGUGGUGGAUACAAUUCUUAUGGUGGUGGCUCUGGGGGAAGGGGAUAUGGAGGAGGUGGCUACCGAGGUGGUGGAGGCUUUAGGCGAUCUGGUGGAGGCUAUCGAGGUUCAGGUGGUGGAUUCCAGGGUGGUGGAAAUCGUGGGGGUGGGUUUAGAGGAGGAUGGGGCGGAAGGGGUGGUUACUGAAGAAACAAGUAGUAAUCCUAGCACAAAGCGAUGCAUGAUUUUGACUACUUCCAUACAUUUGUUUGUAAUAGAAGUGUUCAUAGUCUUGCUGUCCACAACAGUCUGAAGCAUUUUUUUGAAUCCCAUAGUUUAUGUAAAAUAUUCUGAUUGCCACAGUAGUUAUCCAUGAUGUGUUCAUUUUGCUCCUAAUAAAGCAACUUUUUGUUAA
Hemicordylus capensis (graceful crag lizard) is the source of this 4144-nucleotide messenger RNA. It is a transcript of the gene DHX9, whose product is annotated as DExH-box helicase 9. Gene Ontology annotation, cellular component: intracellular anatomical structure; nucleolus; ribonucleoprotein complex. The record is from RefSeq and is a predicted model, not a curated record. The transcript has 28 exons. NCBI's taxonomy places the organism in Eukaryota, Metazoa, Chordata, Lepidosauria, Squamata, Cordylidae. Gene Ontology annotation, molecular function: 3'-5' DNA/RNA helicase activity; 3'-5' DNA helicase activity; ATP binding. Gene Ontology annotation, biological process: regulation of mRNA processing; positive regulation of transcription by RNA polymerase II. Bases 187 to 3936 code for a protein of 1249 amino acids.